GGAGGGGUUCUACUUUAGUUUUCUUCAAUUUUUGAUGGCAGUGUUUCUUUACUUUGAUUUAUUUGAAGAUUUUGAGGUUGCUGAAUUGACAAAAGAUUUGAGGAAGAGAAAAGAGAGAUUGCGUGCUUGCGAGAAAGACAUAUUUGCGCUGAAGGAAUUGGACGUCUGAAGAUAUUCGAAUAUUCCGCCAGAAGCGACAGCAGAUCGCAAAUAUGGCGACAGUAGUAAAAGCCACCGAGCACGUCCUCGUGGAAACAGCAACAGCUGUCCUAUCUUCCGUUGGCGCUGCCGCCACCGCCGAAUUCAAGUCUCUUGAAAGUGGGAUCGCACAAGAAGCCGUAUCAGCAACAGACGAUGACGUGUCGAAUAUAAUUGACAAAGUGCAAGGCGCUGUAGAAACCGUGGUAGAAGAGGUCUCGAAUGGCGCGGAACAUGUCGUGGAAGCUGUCAAGCAGCAUCCGGAAUUGAUUGCUGAGUAAGUCUGCUAGCGCGGUCUACCGAUUCAGGAAUUUUGCUGAUCGGCGUAGGGGAGCACUCGCGGUAGCAAUUGGCGUUGCAUCACUUGUUCAGCCUGAACUUAUCGCUGGAGAAGUUGCGAUUCUGGGCAAGAUGGCUGCGGAUAGUGCGAAGAAGACAGUCACGCAAAUUGCAUCAGAUGAAGGGGAGAAGAUCGUCAAAGCAAUUUCAAAAGAUCUGGCUGAUGAUGCAAAGGCAGAAGCCGAGAAGGAUAAGUUGCAGGCUGAGGAGAAAAAGAAGGCUGAGGAUGGGGAGGGUGCAAAAGUGGCGGCACCUGAGGGAGCGGAAGUGAAGCUUGUGACAGAAGGGGAAAAGACUAUUGCUAUUGAAGUCCAGAAACCUGCUGCAAAGACUGAGGGGGGAGCUAAGGUCGAAGAAGAGGCUGCCCCUGUAGAGUUGAAGAUCACGAUUGGGUCGGACGGGGAGAUCAAAGCUGUUUCGAAGUCAGUGGUUGAGGGGGCAAAGCCUGUGGAAAAGCCAGCUGAGGAGAAGACUGUUGCUCCGGAAGCUACGGAAAAGAUCGAGACACCGGCGGCAGUGAAGACAGAAGCUCCUGCUCCAGGCACUUCAGAACCCGCCGCCCCUGUUGUUGCAGAAAAAACUCUGGAUUCCGCAAAAGAAAUUCCAGCCCAAGCAGAGCCAGUGAAAUCGAUACCCACGAUGACAUCCACGGUUGUUGAAGCCACGCCAGCAAAAUCUGAGAGUGUGACUCCUCAGCCAGAACAGACCCAAGUUUCUGCUCCAGUGGUCAAGGAAGUACCUAUCCCAAUUACCCAGGAAGAGUCAGCCAAAGAGAAAGCCAAGGCUACAGAGCCUCCAGUAUCGAAGUCUGUGGUCGACACUGAGACGAAGACUGAGCCUGAAACACCGGCGAAAGUAGCUGACAACCAAACAUCAAAUGAACGGGGACCAGUGCAAACGAGUGCGCUCGAGGCAACGGAGGUUGCAGAGCCAGAGAUUCUGUCUGUACUUGGAAUUGUUCACAGCGACGCCGCCAAGGACCAGACCAUGAUCCAGGUACCAGCGAUCCAGGAGGUCUCGACCUCAGAACCCGAUACGACAGAAGACUUCGUCCAGCAGCUUUUGCAGCGAUCGAAUUCGGUAGAGCCAGUUGUUCCAGUUGAGAAGGUUGAGGAGAGGGGAAUCUCGUCACCGGUGUCAGCAAGUGUUGAGUCUGUCCCCGAAGUCAACCAGGAGCCAGCAGUGAUUCCAAUCAUCACUGAGCAGUCGAAGAAGGAAGAGCCUGUCGAAGUCCCAGUGCAAUCCGAAGAAUCUGCCACUGGCACCGAGCAAAAGCCCACCAAUCCAACUGAGCCAGUUCAGCCAGAUGCACCAGAGGCCAAGUUUACAUCUCCAGAAUCAAACCACAGCUCCGUAGAAGUUGAACAGAAGCCCAUCCCAACCGCCCUCUCCCAAGCCAAAGACCUCGCAGUCUCCGCUCUCACAUCCAGUGCAGUCGAAUUUGGCCCAAAUGUUGUGACAGCUGCAGCCUCUGUUACCAAUAUCACCACAACCACGACAAAGACCGUCGAGGUACCAUCUGGUCCAAGUGUGAAGAUGGUAACUGUCAGCCAAGAGAGUUUGGAUGCCCUGCAUGCUAAACUCGACGCCAUGCACGAAGCCAUCCAACACAUCACCAAGAAACUAGCUACCCACCUCUCUGCACCUCAAGCUCCGGCACCAGUCGUUGUCAAGGAGGUCGCAGUUGAACCCACACCGACUCCCACCACUCAAGCAGUUCCAGAGCCAACUGUCCCAUCAACCUCAGAAUCAGCACCACAGGAACCAGAAACUACUGCUCCAGUCGAAGCAACCAACACAACCUCGGAUGAAAUCACAGCCGUACCGACCACCUCCACCAACCCUCCCGAGACUCAACCCACCACCCCCAAACGACCAACGCACAACAAGCGAGGCAGCGUAAUCGGCUCAAUCGGUAAAUUCCUCUGGCCAUUCGGCGGUUCUACGCCUCCUCCAAAAGAGGCAACUGUGAAAGCUAGCACGGCGGAGGUUACUGGUGAAGUUGAGGCUGAAUCGCAAGUGUCGAAACCGAAGAGCAGCGGGAAGGAUUCUGCGCCUGGGCCGGAGUUGACGAAGGCGAGUAGUACAGUGGAGGUUACAGAGGUGUUGGCUACGCCUGUCGCUGUUUGAUUGAGGGAAGAGUUUGGCUGUAAGAUAAUUUGAGGAGAGGGGAGGAAGGGUGGAUGGUGAGAAGAGAGCUGAGAAGGACGAGGUGGUUUGAUGCAUAUUCUGAGCGAGGAGUUUUUUUGUCCUGAUUCUAAGAUACCAGUUCUUUGCAUGCAUGAGUUCUUGGAGGAGCAUUUUAGAGAUGUUAUCACCCGCGUUUAGUAAUUGGAGAGUGGGGUAGUUGUGGAG
Messenger RNA from Cadophora gregata, 2892 nucleotides. RefSeq lists its product as uncharacterized. Bases 610 to 2667 code for a protein of 685 amino acids. The transcript has 4 exons. The record is from RefSeq and is a predicted model, not a curated record. Lineage: Eukaryota; Fungi; Ascomycota; Leotiomycetes; Helotiales; Ploettnerulaceae.